This is a messenger RNA of Cercopithifilaria johnstoni, 3057 nucleotides long. NCBI's taxonomy places the organism in Eukaryota, Metazoa, Nematoda, Chromadorea, Rhabditida, Onchocercidae. The record is from the annotation of a GenBank genome assembly.
AUGACCGAUUUAAGUGCAUCGACAAUAGAAGUCAUUACUGCGAGCAUUAGUUCGCAAAUAACUAAUGCAGAUGAAAAUAAAACUGAGGAUGAGGAACCAGUUGAAGUAAUUGGUGAGCAGAUUGGUGCCGCUUCGUUAUUGUACAGUGACUUCGCUACAGCGAUCAGCGAAUCGUCUCUCAAGAUAUCUUCAUCAUCACGAGAAAUCGAUAAAGCUCAAACAAAUGCUGAAAUAACACAGACGGCUGUUUUAUCCGAGAUGGAAAGUAUACCAUCAGCGGUUCUGGCAUCUGAAGAAGGCGUUCCAACACCACCACCAUCACCAACAGUAAGGAAAACGACUGCAAGACCAAGUUUGUUUUCAUUAGCUCAAGUUUCACAUAAACUUGGCGAACUCUGGUCAAGCGCACGAGAACGCGUUUUUGGUGAAGAUUACUGGAUACCAUCCGACUGUUAUGAAGUAGUGCCAUUUCCGACGGAAUUGUUACGAGCUCAUAAUUCCGUCUAUCCUCAUAGUAAUAGCAAAAAAGGAUUAUGCGUUGUGCAGGGCACACUGAAAAAUCGACCUGCAGCACCACUAUUCCAUGUGCUAUUUUCGAAGGAAAAUGAACAAAAAAACGACAGCAGAGAGGGAGAGAUUGAAUUGCUUGUUACAGUAAGCAUAUUCCGAACCCAUGAAAUCCAAGAAGCUAUCGAUUUAUGUAAUCGAUGCUUUGAUUGUGAGGCACUGUUUAUGCUUCUUGACAUGCAAAGCGAUAACCGCAGGUUAGUACGAGAUUUGGUAACUGCUCUGCGUGCUCAUCCGCUCUGGCUAAUUGUUCCAAUUUCAAUCGCGACGAAUCGAGCCGAUUUCUUUACAGAUGAAAGUAUUAAAAGGUUUCAGGCAACAAAUAAGGAUUUAUUUGAUGUGAUGCUUCAAGUAACUGCUCAGCCGGAAGGUCGUUAUCCGUUGAUGCUUGCGAUUGAAAUGCACCGCUUGGAAAUCGUUCGAAGACUUCUAGAACUUGGUGCCGAUCCGGCAGCACGAGAUAUUAAGGGGAAUAAUUCAUUACAUUAUGCAGCCUUAGCUUCGGUAACUAUGUUAGAAUUGCUUUGGGAAUUUGAUAAGACGCAUUCUCUCUUGAAUACAACCAAUCACGAUGGAUAUACUCCUGUUCUAAUUGCAAUCCGGAAUGCUAAUCCACGAAUUGUAUCAACGUUAAUCUCACAUGGUGCUGAAGUCAAUAUUCGUGUUGCUGGGCGAUCUCCACUUUUUGAAGCAAUGCAAAGUAAAGGGAAAUCAGCGGAAGUAAUUCGAACAUUACUAGAAGCUUCUCCCAAAUUGUUACAUGAAAAAGAUCCAGCCACAGGAAAUACAGUAUUACAUGCAGCACAAUUUAAAACACCUCUAAUGGGAUUGCUAUCUCUUAAACACAAAGAACUUAAUCUGAAUGCACGCAACAAUUCUGGACAGGCACCGAUUCAUAUGUACGUCAGUAGAGGUGAUGUUGGUAUGGUUAUGACUCUGUCAUCCUAUAAUUGCGACUUGAAUGUGUCAGAUCGAAGUGGGGAUACUGCUCUACAUUUAUCUGUUUCAAGAAGGGACUUAUUAAUGACUCGAUUACUUCUGUGCUUAGGCGCUGAUCCAAACGUAAAGAAUAAACAUGGUGAGACGCCGAGGCAUCUUGCUUCCAAACUUCAGGAGUGGGAUUUAGUGAAGAGUCUUGCAAUUUGCGGUGCACGCCGCUGUGAAAGUGAAGGAAAAAGUGGAUGUGUUUCUGGAUGUGUGAACGGCAAGAAAUUGGACGAAAUGAAAGAUGCUUCGUGGUCAUUGAUAGAAAGCGCUGAAAAUUAUAUAAUUCCUCGAACUGGUAGUUCUGCUUUCAUGGAUGAUCUGGAAACAUCCGUAGAUGUUAAAAUUAGCAACUCUAUUCAGGAUUUUAAGCAGAAGUUUUGUUAUGAACGCAUGAUGAAAAAAUUGGAAGAAUUGAUGACAAAGAAAGAAACUCCGGAUUUUGUGAACUUAUUGUCACUUGAUGGUGGCGGGAUUCGCGGUCUUGUUAUCAUACAAAUGUUGCUGGAACUUGAAAAAGUUAUGGGAGAACCAUUUUUUUCGUAUUUUGAUAUGGUUGCUGGUACUUCUACAGGUGGAAUCAUUGCUGCUGCUUUGGCUUUAGGGAAAACAUUGCGCGAAUGCCAGCAAAUUUAUUUGCGGUUGAAAGAUCUUAUUUUUGAUAGCUGGAGCCGACCGUAUAAUACGGCUUUAUUAGAAUUAUUCAUACAAGCAGAAGUUGGCACAAAUAUGACUCUUGCUUCUAUACCGUGGCCUAAAAUGAUUUUGACAACAGUACGAGCUGAUUGUUUCCCAGUACGUUUAGAAUUAAUGAGAAAUUUUCGACUACCGUUGUCAGACGAAGAAAAUUCAUCACUCGGAUACACCGAUCCCGCUGAUACUUUACUGUGGAAAGCUUUGCGUCGAACUUCAGCAGCACCAACAUAUUUUAGUUCUGUUGAUAAUAGAUAUAUUGAUGGUGGUAUUAUUUCAAAUAAUCCAGCCUUAGAACUGCUUUCUGAAUUAGCUUUUUGGAAUACUACGAAGCAUUUUUUAACAAGUUCAGAAAAUAACUCUGUACAGCUGGGAUGUUUAUUAAGCGUUGGCACCGGUGCUAUCCCAACAAUGCCUUUAUCAACAUCGAAUUUAGAAAUUUCAUCAAAUCCCUAUUCUUCUGCUGUUGCCAUUAAGAAUCUGGGAGUUAUACUCGUCGAGCAGGUAACAGCAACGGAAGGAGCGCCAGUUGAGCGGGCUCGUUCUUGGUGUCACAAUAUGAAUGUGCCGUUUUUUCGACUCUCCGCACCACUUCAUAAAGAUAUUCCGAUGGAUACGCGGGAUGACACUGAUAUAGCACGUAUGAUGUGGGAUUGUGUACAGUAUUGCAACACGAUGCGUUGUGAAAUGGAGAAACUGAGUGGACUUCUUAGAAAGCUGGGACCCUCUUGGCGCAGACGACAUCUUUUCGAAGUCAGGAAAGGUGAAAAUGACCAGGGAAUGCAAACGACUGAUCGUUCGGAUUUGCUUUAA